Pyricularia pennisetigena is the source of this 678-nucleotide messenger RNA. RefSeq lists its product as uncharacterized. Gene Ontology annotation, biological process: sterol biosynthetic process. The transcript has 2 exons. Gene Ontology annotation, molecular function: steroid Delta-isomerase activity; C-8 sterol isomerase activity; cholestenol delta-isomerase activity. The coding region runs from base 1 to 678 and encodes 225 amino acids. NCBI's taxonomy places the organism in Eukaryota, Fungi, Ascomycota, Sordariomycetes, Magnaporthales, Pyriculariaceae. The record is from RefSeq and is a predicted model, not a curated record. Gene Ontology annotation, cellular component: membrane; endoplasmic reticulum.
AUGUCCAACUAUACUUCCACACUCCACCCGUACUAUCCCCUUGGCGUCGCCAUUCCAGACUAUAAUGCCAACACCCUUUCGACGCUGAAUAUCUUUGCUAUCUUCGCCACCGCUUGUUCCGCAGCCUUGCUACUAGCAUUGUUUUUCAUCCGGGCCGUGCAGCCUCAGAUAUCUACCGGCGAAUUGGCCAGAGCAUUGUGGUUCAUGCUAUGCGGGAGCAUUCAUCUAGUUCUUGAAGGUUACUUUGCUCUCAACCAUGUCGCCGGCAGCAGUACUGUUCUCUCUCAGCUGUGGAAGGAAUACUCGCUCUCCGACUCGCGCUACCUGACCCGGGACGCCUUUACAGUGUGCAUGGAAACCAUUACCGCUUUCGCUUGGGGACCGCUCUCGUUCCUCCUGGUCUACCUGAUCGCCACCGCCCACCCGGCUCGGCAUUUCGUGCAGACGGUCGUCAGCCUCGGUCAGCUGUACGGCGAUGUGCUGUACUACGCCACCUUUUUCCACGAGGACCUGGUCCGCGGCAUUGAGUUCUCCCGGCCCGAGAGCUAUUAUUUUUAUGGAUACAUGGUCCUGAUGAACUCGUUUUGGAUCGUGAUCCCGGGACUGCUCCUGGUGCAGUCGGGUGUUGCGACGGUGGAGGCUUUUGCGAGGGCGGGGAAGACGGCAAAGAGGGACUAG